Lactuca virosa is the source of this 759-nucleotide messenger RNA. The record is from the annotation of a GenBank genome assembly. NCBI's taxonomy places the organism in Eukaryota, Viridiplantae, Streptophyta, Magnoliopsida, Asterales, Asteraceae.
AUGAUGGUGACUGACGUUAGCUGUUGCUGGCCAUCGACGACUUGUGAAGGUGCAGCAGUCGGAGACCAGUGGUUGGCUGGUGGUGGUUUGGAUCAAUCAGGAGCUUUAGUUGGGCCAUCAGUGACAACUACUGAGAUUGAUAAAGUAGUUCACCAAUUGAUUAUCGAGAAUUGUGCUUACCCUUCAACUCUUGGCUAUGGUGGAUUUCCAAAAAGCGUGUGCACGUCAGUUAACGAGUGUAUGUGUCAUGGGAUACCUGAUUCCGGUCAAUUACAGGAUGGAGAUACAAUAAAUAGUGAUGUCACAGUCUACUUGAAUGUACUUUCACUACUCACACCUUAUGAAGGGAAAAUUGUUCUUGAAUUAGCAGCUAGAAUUAGUCGUUUUACUGGUGCAUUAGUAAAAAAAGCUGGGAAAGUCAUAGCCUUGGAUUUCAUUGAAUGUGUGGUAAAAAAUGUAUGCAAAAACUUCACUCUGGAAAGCUGUAUUUGUUACCUUCAUAAGUAUUGGGCCAAAAGUAAAAUCAAUUAUGUUCAUACUGAUGAGAAUAGAGCUCUUUCUGAGAAGAAACAGAAGAAAAUUGUCAACACACCGGCUCAAGUUGCAGCACUAGACAAUUUCUAUAAUGGACAUCUCCCCCAUUGGGCAGCAAACUCCACGAGACCACUGAGCGAAUCGAAUUGUUGGAUUGGAAUGUUGCACCAGUUAAAGAUCAAGGCUAGAGCACCAUUAGAGAAAGGGCACAAAAGAAAGGAGUGA